Molecule: messenger RNA, 3577 nt
Organism: Biomphalaria glabrata
Lineage: Eukaryota; Metazoa; Mollusca; Gastropoda; Planorbidae
Product: histone-lysine N-methyltransferase EZH2-like
Exons: 18
Coding region: 105-2312 (735 amino acids)
Biological process (GO): chromatin remodeling
Molecular function (GO): protein binding; histone H3K27 methyltransferase activity
Source: RefSeq, a predicted model, not a curated record
UAACUUUAUUUCGAAAUGAGUAAUAAUUGUCAUUAUCACUAGCUAGAUUCUAUCUAAAUUAGCAUCUUGUCGCGCUCAAAAGAUACCCACAUGUGCAAGACAAAAUGACCACUUCUGAAGGUGCCUGCCACACUCGUAGUGGUGCCCAGCGUCUCUUGCAAGCAUCAACAGCCACAGCACCUCCAUCGCCUAGCAACAACAGUAUUCCUGAUUCUUUUGGAUUUGUUGAUUGGAAGAAACGAGUCAAAGCUGAAUACACUCGAUUGUGUUUUCUUAGGAAAGAUAGACGAGCGGAUGAAGUAAAGAAUGCAUUUGCUGCAAAUAGAGCUGAAAUAGAGAGAGAGCGUGCAUUGGAGGAAGAAUGGCUGUCUAAACAGUUGAUUCAUCGUCUGAUACUGCCGGAAACAUUACCUGGAAUGACUGCCAAGAAGUGUGAGGUCUUCAGUGGCAUGGGAUUUCCAACACAGUCAGGUCCGCUGAAAACAAUGAUGGCUGUGAAAUCAAUACCAACCAUGUAUAGCUGGGCUCCAGUGCAGCAGAAUUUUAUGGUUGAGGAUGAGACAGUGCUACACAACAUCCCUUACAUGGGAGAUGAGCUUCUUGAUCAGGACACCUCUUUCAUUGAGGAACUCUUGAAAAACUAUGAGGGCCGUGUGCAUGGGGAGCGUAUCUCUGGCAUAGGCGAUGACCUAUUUUUGGAGCUGGUGAACUCAGUGGCUCUGCAGUACAAGCUGGAGAAUGGAGAAGAGAAAUUCAAAAGAGAAAUAAAAGAUGGGAAAGAAGAACCGAUGGAUGUCUCAGAGAUUCCAGUCCAAGUUUUUGAAGCUAUUUGUGCUGCCUUCCCUGAUCAAGGUGGGACUGUUGAGGAACUGAAGGACAAAUACAGAGAGCUGGUUGAGGCGCAGAAAGCCAAUGCACAGGAAGCCCUCCCUGAGUGUACACCAAACAUUGAUGGUACAAAAGCUCAAUCUGUGCCUCGAGAGCAGACCAUGCACUCUUUCCACACUUUAUUCUGCAGGCGUUGCUUCAAAUAUGAUUGCUUCUUACACCCCUACCAUCCCACUCCAAGCAUGUUGACCAGGAAAAUGCCAGAAAAGAAAACUAAAAUAGAACCUUGUGGUCCUGACUGUUACCUACAUUCUAUACGUUCAAAAGAUUCCAAAGAUGGGGACCACAAAGACUCAAAAGACAAAGAUAAUGGGAAGGAAGCUGUAGGAAGAUCCUCACCACUACGUCUGGAUGGAAAUAGCAGAAAAAGAAAAGCCAAUAAUGGUGGAAGUGUUGCUAGCAGUGAGACUAGUGAAGAGAGUAACAAUGCUGAUGAUUUGGAUAUCACAUUUCCUCCACGUACAUCUCCUACUGCAGAAGAUUGGACUGGUGCUGAAGAGUCACUGCUCCGUGUCCUCACUGAUGUGUUUCGUAGCAAUUACUGUUCAAUAGCCAGGCUGAUAGGAUCUAAAUCUUGUCUGCAGGUUUACCGAUUUGCUGUGAAAGAAGAAGCUCAUAUACCAGACAUAAAUGAAGAAACAGCUCAGACCCCACCCAGGAAAAAGAAGAAGAAACAAAGGUUGUGGUCCAUGCACUGUCGUAAAAUCCAGCUGAAGAAAGAUGGCUCCAGUAAAACAGUGUACAAUUACCAGCCGUGUGACCACCCUGGCCAGCGAUGUGAUGAGACAUGUCCUUGUAUCAUGGCCCAGAACUUCUGUGAAAAGUUUUGUCAAUGUAGCUCUGACUGUCAAAAUAGAUUCCCAGGCUGUCGCUGUAAAGCACAGUGUAACACCAAACUUUGUCCAUGUUUCCUGGCUGUCCGAGAGUGUGACCCAGAUCUUUGCCAGACUUGCGGAGCAGAUCAGUUUGACACACCUAAGAUCUCUUGUAAGAAUGUGAGUGUUCAAAGAGGGCAGAGAAAGCAUCUCCUGCUGGCCCCAUCAGAUGUUGCUGGCUGGGGAAUUUUCCUUAAGGAGCCGGCAGAGAAGAAUGAGUUUAUUUCAGAGUACUGUGGUGAGAUUAUCAGUCAGGAUGAAGCGGAUAGACGAGGAAAAGUCUAUGACAAAUACAUGUGCAGUUUUCUUUUUAACUUGAACUACGACUUUGUUGUGGAUGCUACUAGAAAAGGCAAUAAGAUUCGCUUUGCUAACCAUUCCAUCAACCCCAAUUGCUAUGCAAAAGUCAUGAUGGUGAAUGGAGAUCAUCGGAUCGGUAUAUUUGCAAAACGUCCAAUACAAGCUGGGGAAGAACUCUUCUUUGACUACAGGUAUGGACCCACUGAACAGCUUAGGUUUGUUGGCAUUGAGAGAGAUGGAAUGAUUUAGGAAAUUGGUCUGUAUGUUUUCUCAAAACAAACUGUGAGCGAAAAAAAAAAGCAAUGUCCUGUAUAGCAUAACAGCUUGGAUUCUUGUAUGACUUUUAAAUUCUGCAUUGUGUUUUUAAUGCAAAGGUUCAAUGUAUAAGCACCUUUUAUGAGGUAUUAAAUGCACUUGGUAGGUUGAUUGUUACACAUGAUUUUGCAUUUAUAUGUAUUUAUGCAAAGUUCUGUAUUAUAAAUUUGUAAUACAACUUUAUUUUGCCUGUUGCAAUUUUAGAAAUAGAUUUCUUGUAUUAAGAGGAACAAAUGUGUAUUGUUGAUAUUAGUUAAUGUAGUUAUUCUUUCUUGUUCUGAAACAAGGUCAUGUAUAUAGACUUUUGUUGGUUAGCUUUACUUGGUAAGCUUGUAACAUGCUGUUUAGAAAAGGUUACCAAGUCAUCAUCUCACCAGUGAUGUCAUAAGACAUUGGCAGCUGGUUCUCAACUACCAUAGAGUGAUGACAUAACAAGGUAGUGGGGUCAUUCUGUUACGACUGGGACAGUCAGAAGUGAGAGUAACGAGAAAAGAGGCAUACUAGGGUUAAAAGUUGUUAUAGCAAUUGAAGCUAAUAGUUUUUAUACCUUUUGAUCAAAUACAGAGAACUUGCAUGUGUUUGUACAUACAAGAAAUAGACGUGGGUGUCUGGUGUCUUGGCUGUUGAGCCUUAGCUCUUGAACUGUAUGUUUUUGUGCUCAAAUCUUGGCCUGAGUUGAUAGAUUACAGUAAAGGCAGCUUAUCAUUAUAGUGGUCACUUGACACCUUCUUUAACUAAGUCUUCAAGGAUAGCUUUACUUACUUUAAAUUUGGGGAUUUAAGAAAUAUGUCAGGAUGUAAGGCAUGAAUCUAUGAUGUUUUGAUUUCUUUUUGUUGGUGUAUAUCUUGCUUUGACUAAUUACUUUAAGACAUUGAAAAAAAUUAGAAUAAAACAUUUGCACGAGGAGCCCAAUCUUUUUUUUUUAUGUAGCUCUUAACAAGACUUUUAAUUCCAAAAGAAUUAUUGGCUGCUCAUUGAUACAUGCUUUUAAAAUAAUGAAUACAUGAUGAUAUAUUGAUUGAAGAAAAACAGUAGAGCUGAAUGGGAUGGGGAAAAAAGUGUUUUUUUUUUUUGUUGUUUUUUUUUGUAUAGAUCUUUUUGACAUGCAAUCUAUAUCAGUCUUCACUUGUUUUGUGAAUAUAUAUACUUUUAUUUUGGUACUUUUUUUGCAACAAUUUAAUAAAGAAAUGUAAAAUGUA